AUGUCAGAGAGAGUACACAACAGAGUAGUUAUCAUUGGAUCAGGUCCAGCUGGUCACACAGCAGCAGUUUACCUCGCUAGAGCAGAAAUGUCACCUGUCAUGUUCGAAGGAAUGCUUGCGAACGGUGUGGCUCCAGGUGGUCAACUCACAACGACAACCGAUGUCGAGAACUAUCCAGGUUUCCCAGACGGUAUUAGAGGUCCUGAGAUGAUGGACAAGUUUAGAGCCCAGUCUGAGAGAUUCGGUACUCAGAUCCACACUGAGACCAUCUCCAAAGUUGAUUUAUCCAACAGACCUUUCAAAUAUUGGAGAGAGGGUUAUGAGGAAGAUGGAGAAGCGUUUGAGUUGGCUGACUCUCUCAUUUUAGCCACAGGUGCAUCUGCCAAGCGUUUGUUCAUACCUGGUGAAGAAACAUAUUGGCAGUCAGGUAUUUCUGCAUGUGCAGUUUGCGAUGGUGCAGCACCAAUUUUCAGAAACAAAUCUUUGGCAGUCAUUGGUGGUGGUGACUCCGCAGCAGAAGAAGCUACAUACCUCACCAAAUACGCUUCACAUGUUCACGUCUUAGUACGCAAGUCUGAAUUAAGAGCUUCAAAGAUCAUGGCUGCAAGAUUACUCAAGCAUCCUAAGGUUACGGUUCACUGGAACACAGUCGCAACUGAAGCACUUGGUGAUGGCGAUUUAUUGCAAGGUCUCGGCCUCAAAAACACUCAAUCUGGUGAAACUAGCAAGUUGGACGUGAAUGGUCUGUUCUACGCUAUCGGUCACGAACCUGCCACCGAACUUGUUAGAUCUCAAGUAGAUACUGAUAACGACGGAUAUGUUAAGACUGUGCCAGGUACCACCCAAACUAACAUCAAGGGUAUCUUCGCUGCCGGUGACGUUCAAGAUAAAAAAUACAGACAGGCUGUCACAUCAGCUGGUUCAGGUUGUAUGGCAGCUUUGGAGUGUGAAAGACUUCUUGCAGAGGAAGAAGUUGAGGAAUCAUAA
Messenger RNA from Wallemia ichthyophaga EXF-994, 987 nucleotides. RefSeq names its product Thioredoxin reductase. The record is from RefSeq and is a predicted model, not a curated record. The coding region runs from base 1 to 987 and encodes 328 amino acids. Gene Ontology annotation, molecular function: thioredoxin-disulfide reductase (NADPH) activity. Gene Ontology annotation, biological process: removal of superoxide radicals. NCBI's taxonomy places the organism in Eukaryota, Fungi, Basidiomycota, Wallemiomycetes, Wallemiales, Wallemiaceae. The transcript has 2 exons. Gene Ontology annotation, cellular component: cytoplasm.